CCUGUCAUCUCCACUCCGUUCUCCACCUGUUGAGGGUGAAGUGCGGAUCACUCCGGGGCUCACUCUCUAGGCCACGACCUCACACUGGGACUGGAGUUAGUUGAUCAGAGAUCAUUUAUUCUACAGAUACAAGACAACAUUUGGAAGAGGGAGUGACAACAAAUUAUAAAAUGGCUUCCAGUUCAUUUUUCCCAGAAGAGGAUUUAUCUUGUCCUGUGUGCUGUGACAUCUUCGUUGAUCCAGUCGUUCUGUCAUGUAGCCACAGCGUCUGUAAAACCUGUCUGCAGAACUUCUGGAAACAGAAGGGAUCUCAGGAAUGCCCAUUCUGCAGGAGAAGAUCCUCAAAGACUGAACCUCCCUGUAACCGGGUCUUAAAGAACCUGUGUGAGUCCUUCUUACAGACGAGAAUUCAGAGAGAUUCAGCAGGACCUGUGGUGCUCUGCAGUCUGCACAAUGAGAAUCUCAAGCUCUUCUGUCUGGAGGAUAAACAGUCCAUCUGCUUUGUGUGCCAGGCCUCAAAGAAACAUAAAUAUCAUGACUGUGUCCCAAUAGAUGAAGCUGCACAGGAUUACAAGGAGCAACUCCAGACUGCCUUGAAGCCCUUGCAGAAUAAAAUGGAAGUCUUCAAUGAAGUUAAACAAACCUUUGAUCAAACAGCUGAGCACAUUAAGAGCCAAUCCCAGCACACAGAGAGACAGAUUAAGAAGGAGUUUCAGAAGCUUCACCAGUUUCUACUAGAUGAAGAGGCAGUCAGCAUCGCUGCACUGAGGAAGGAAGAGGAGCACAAGAGUCUGAUGAUGAUGAAGAAGAUUGAGAAGAUAAAAGGAGAGAUAUUGUCCCUUUCAGACACAAUCAAAUCCAUAGAGUUGGAGUUGAGAGCUACAGACAUCUCAUUCCUGCAGAACUUCCAGGCCACCAUGAACGCAGCCCACUGCACACUUCCGGACCCAGAGAGGGUUGCAGGAGCACUGAUAGAUGUGGCCAAAAGCCUUGGCAACCUGCAGUUCAGAGUCUGGGAGAAGAUGCAGUGGAUUGUCAAACACUCCCCUGUGAUUCUUGACCCCAACACUGCACAUGCCUGUCUGUCUCUGUCUGAUGAUCUGACCACUGUGAGAUGCUCAGACCAAAGGCAGCAGCUCCCUGACAACCCGGAGCGGUGUAUGUUCUACGCAGAUGUUCUGGGCUCUGAGGGGUUCAGCUCAGGGAAGCACAGCUGGGAGGUGGAGGUGGGGGAUCACCCUUACUGGUUUCUAGGAGUGGUCAAAGAGUCCAUCAACAGGAAGGUAGAGAUAAAUAGAACACCAAGGUUUGGAAUAUGGCAAAUUGGGCAAAUGUCUGGUCGGUAUAUAGUAGCAGAUGGGACACUUGCUAUGAAGAGGAGACCCUGGAGGGUCAGAGUGGAGCUGGACUACAACAUGGGGGAGUUGUCCUUUUACGACCCCAAGGACAUGACACUUAUCCACACAUAUAAAGAAAGGUUUACUAAGCGACUUUACCCAUUCCUCUCUGUUGGACUGGCUGUUGGUGCCAACAACCCUGAUUUACAGAUCUGCCUGUCAAAGAGUUGUCUUUGACAGUGCUGUCAUCACAGGGAUGUGUCCAGCUCCUUUAUUGGCCCAAUAACAAGCUUUAUUUAAUUUUAACACACUAGAAAGUUGGAAACAAACCCCACUCCUCGUUCACUGCACAUAGAACCCCAUCCAAUCCUUUACGAAAUCUCCAGACGGUUUUCCAUCCUCCCAUAUGCGUACUCCAGUGUGAGCCGAGCCGGCACAAGCGCUAGCAGCACAACUCUGGGGUCUGUACACCCCGCCACAUGCAUCUCAUGUUUCCUGGUCUUCCAAACUGCCAUUUUUAACUGUCCCAACCAGUAGUCCCUUCACCUAUUGGCUAUGCUAUACCUACAGUAGGUCCUCCAACAGGGA
Molecule: messenger RNA, 1925 nt
Organism: Oncorhynchus keta (chum salmon)
Lineage: Eukaryota; Metazoa; Chordata; Actinopteri; Salmoniformes; Salmonidae
Product: nuclear factor 7, brain-like
Exons: 6
Coding region: 171-1574 (467 amino acids)
Molecular function (GO): zinc ion binding; protein binding
Source: RefSeq, a predicted model, not a curated record